GGAAGCGAUCGAUCGUUUACUUUUGAUUAUGUUUAUCCGCCUUCUUCAGGACAACAAGAGGUAUUUGAUACAUGUGUCAUACCUUUAUUGAAUAAAUUCCUCGAAGGAUAUAAUUCGACUAUCCUCGCUUAUGGACAAACAGGCAGUGGGAAAACAUAUAGUAUGGGCAUUGGCCUAGAUACAACCAAUGAAGGCAUUGUACCAAGAUUUGUUUAUACCAUGUUUCAGCAACUUGAUUACAAGAAAACCUUAUUAAGUUCGUUUUCAUAUCAAGUCUCUGUCUCCUUUUUAGAGUUACAUCAAGAGGAUCUUGUUGAUCUCUUGGGAGACAAGGGCUUUCAUUUGACAAUCCGUGAAGAUACAAAUGGAAAUAUUUGUUGGAGUGGCGUAAAAGAAGAACCAGUUCUCUGUCCAGAAGAGCUGAUGGGCUAUCUCAAAAAGGGAUCAGUAUCAAGAACAACCGCUGCUACAGACAUGAACCAUAAUUCUUCAAGGUCUCAUGCUAUUUUCUCCAUCAAUUUAAGACAAUUGGAUCAAGGGAAAAAACUUGUUUCAAAAUUUCAUUUUGUCGACUUGGCUGGCUCCGAGAGAUUGAAACGUACAAACGCUGUAGGAGAUCGUGCCAGAGAGGGCAUCUCUAUCAACAGCGGUUUACUUGCCCUCGGUAAUGUCAUUUCGGCUCUCGGAGAUGAAUCGAGGCGUGUGUCACAUAUACCCUAUCGGGAUUCCAAGCUCACACGGCUACUACAGGACUCCUUGGGUGGAAACAGCCAAACGUUGAUGUUAGCAUGCGCUUCACCUGCUGAAAGCAACGUGACUGAAACACUCAAUACUCUCAAAUAUGCUAAUCGUGCGCGUAACAUUCGA
Rhizopus microsporus ATCC 52813 is the source of this 867-nucleotide messenger RNA. Its product is annotated as kinesin-domain-containing protein. Gene Ontology annotation, biological process: microtubule-based movement; mitotic spindle organization. Lineage: Eukaryota; Fungi; Mucoromycota; Mucoromycetes; Mucorales; Rhizopodaceae. Gene Ontology annotation, molecular function: microtubule binding; ATP binding; microtubule motor activity. The record is from RefSeq and is a predicted model, not a curated record. The annotation marks the transcript as partial. The transcript is spliced from 5 exons.